Molecule: messenger RNA, 1657 nt
Organism: Lethenteron reissneri (Far Eastern brook lamprey)
Lineage: Eukaryota; Metazoa; Chordata; Hyperoartia; Petromyzontiformes; Petromyzontidae
Biological process (GO): apoptotic process; protein tetramerization; regulation of transcription by RNA polymerase II
Cellular component (GO): nucleus
Molecular function (GO): protein binding; RNA polymerase II cis-regulatory region sequence-specific DNA binding; DNA-binding transcription factor activity, RNA polymerase II-specific
Source: RefSeq, a predicted model, not a curated record
CUUUGCUGCUGCUGCCGCCAUCUUGAUCUGUGGGGGGACGUCGAGUGAGUUGCACAGCUGUGGAGUCGAUGUCCACGUGGUAUCGUGAGCACGUGGCAACAGCAGCAGCCGCAGCUUGUGUGUGUCAAGGCCACGGGAGGGCUGCUGGUUCUUGCUGGAAUUCUCACGACUGAUGACGAUUGCUUGUUAUGAAUCCUUGCAGUCGCGAAAGCUUCAAAUCUCCAAGAUAUCAAAAUGGACGAGCAGUGCAUGCAUCAGGACGGUGAGGAGCUGCAGCAGCAGCAGCAGUCUCCAAACAAUCGGAAGGCUCCUUCACUCACCAUGCAGAAUGCAGCUCAGUCUGUGCAGCAGUAUCCUCCUGCCUUGGCAGAGGCAGCAACCCAGACUUGUCAGUCUCCACAGGCUCAGCCAGUUGAGCACACCCCACAAGUGCCUAAGGUGUCCACUUCUGGCAGCAGUCAGCGAGCGAGUGGAGAGGCGGCUUCUGAUACGAACUCCCAAGGCUGCGUGAAAGUGGUGCACGACAUGCUGAUGACUGCAAGCAACUGUGGCAGCAAUUGGCCAUCCGACCAAGAAGACAUAUUUCGCCUCCUGGUGCAUGGGAGAGAACAUUUUGAAAUAUUAAAGAAAAUCAAGGAAAACCUGGAGCUAAUCCGAACGCUGCCCACGGAUGCCAAUGUGUUGCGCAACCUGCAGCAACAACAAUACGUGACGGAAUUGCGUGGCAGGCCGUCCAACCUCAGCCGACACGGCAGCGAGUGUUCACAGGAAGUCUUGGCCGGCAGCCAGGGACCCUCCAGUGCGGGCGAAGGUUCCUCAUCAGGCGUUGCACAGGAUGUUGUGACGGGUGAAGCGAGUGGAUCCAAUGGUCCCCCACGGCCACCGGACGGAGACAACCCACGGGCCCGGCUUGGAACCCUGCCGGACAGCGGCAAGCCUGGCAACGCUCUUUACAACUUCCUGAAACAAAUAGACUGCUUGGAGUUUUUGGAGAAUUUCACUUCACGUGGAUUGUCGAGUGUCCAACAGCUGAUGAACGUCACUCUGCAGGACUUGGAUGAACUGGGAGUCCCAGAAGCCAAAAAGCGACUGCUAUUGAGUGGAAUCGAAGAGCAUGGCGUGUCCACCACGAUCUCCAGCGAGACGACGCUGCAGCGCUCGUCCAGUGAAGAGACAGUCCACCUCAGCUCCGAGGACGACGACGAUGACGGCAUCGACACCAAGGACGGCAUCCGUGCCAAAGUGUUCCCAGCGCUGCGGCCCUCUGGCAGUCAUCUGUCCUCCGUCGGCAAUCGGUAUCGCAAAAGCAGCAUUGCCAAAUACAAUUUGCGAGCGCACGCUCGCCAAGCCGUUGACUUUCCUCGUUCUCGCAGCUGGGGAGGCAGUAGCAGCCUGGAGGUGCCCAGGAGCAAGAUGCCAAGAUUGUCUUCAUGCUCUGACAUCGAAGAAGAAGAGGGGCUGGAGUGAGAAGAGGAGGGGGGUGAGCGAUAGAUGGAUGAUGGUGGGAGGUUGUGUGGGCCAUGGGUUGCACUUUGUAUGAAAAGCCCUUGGGGUAAAUAAGCUGGUGUCUUUCGAUUGAAAGCUUUCGUGACUGCAGGGAUUCAUCUUCUUGGUUCUUUCAGUAAAGUCACGGUCGACAGACCUGUUCUCCACCUGA